This is a messenger RNA of Chelonus insularis, 480 nucleotides long. RefSeq names its product UPF0184 protein C9orf16. NCBI's taxonomy places the organism in Eukaryota, Metazoa, Arthropoda, Insecta, Hymenoptera, Braconidae. The record is from RefSeq and is a predicted model, not a curated record. The transcript is spliced from 3 exons. Bases 53 to 340 code for a protein of 95 amino acids.
GAUUACACAGGCGUAAGGUGUGACAUUUACAGUCAGCUGAUUUCAUGUUGUGAUGGCAGAUGCAAAAACAAUGUUGAACGCUGUUGAACCUAAAGACAACCAAGAACAUGAUGAAAAUGUUGUGGAUACAGAUACGUCAGAUGAUGAGGAAGAAUUCAAAAACUUGAAUGCUCAGUUGGAUCAACUAAAUUCUGUACUUGAUUCAAUAGAGAUGAAGAAUGAUAUCGUACAUGCUGAAUUUGUGAAGCUAUUAAAUUCUAACAGAGAAGCCAGGAAACAAUUCCAAGAAUCUCUUAAUGAGCAACCAGCAAGAGAAGGAACAACUCCUGAUCCGCAAUAAUGUAUCCAGUUAAUUCAACAUCUGCAUGAUAUUCAGUGCACUGUUUAUUCAUCGCUGGAUUUAAUACUAGUCCGGCUAAAAGUCCAUCGCAUGGCCUGUAAUAUUGAGUCUUAGGAUUCUUUGCAAAUAUCGCAUUUUCU